Chaetura pelagica (chimney swift) is the source of this 222-nucleotide messenger RNA. RefSeq names its product cystatin-like. The record is from RefSeq and is a predicted model, not a curated record. Lineage: Eukaryota; Metazoa; Chordata; Aves; Apodiformes; Apodidae. The coding region runs from base 1 to 222 and encodes 73 amino acids. The transcript has 3 exons. Gene Ontology annotation, molecular function: cysteine-type endopeptidase inhibitor activity.
AUGAAGUUCACUCCUGAUAUAACUAUCAAGCUUGUGUCUGGACUGAAGUACACGAUUGAAGUGGAGAUCGGCCGGACAACUUGCCCCAAGCCAGCAACUGAUCUCCAGAGCUGUGCUUUCCAUGAUGAGCCACAGAUGGCUAAGCGCAACACUUGUGAAUUUGUAGUGUACACUGUUCCUUGGCUGAACCAAAUUAAACUACUGACCACUCGCUGCCAGUAA